Molecule: messenger RNA, 3257 nt
Organism: Sebastes umbrosus (honeycomb rockfish)
Lineage: Eukaryota; Metazoa; Chordata; Actinopteri; Perciformes; Sebastidae
Gene: hs6st2
Product: heparan sulfate 6-O-sulfotransferase 2
Exons: 4
Coding region: 1034-2437 (467 amino acids)
Cellular component (GO): membrane
Molecular function (GO): heparan sulfate 6-sulfotransferase activity
Source: RefSeq, a predicted model, not a curated record
AAAUCAGAACGUGCCACACGGUGACGUAAUUCUUGACGCCCACACUGAGCGCAGAGGCUGCUGGGAAGAAAAGGUCAAGAAUCGAUGGCCGCGGCAGCAGAGCAGCAGAUACUGAUUUACUGCUGCAGGAAAACAUGAUCUCUCUCUACAACUAUAACCAAUGAUACCGGAAAACACGGAUGUACUAUUUCACAUGAGACCUGUACGCCUCGCUGCCUACAAUACAGCGAACAUUACAGUAAGAUAUCCUCCGUUAACCUGAGACUCAGUCGGUGCUAGCUGUCGUUAGCUAGCUGGCAUCUGCUUUGUUAUUGUUUUCAUUUCAUAAAACACCCGAGAGGUUCUCCAGCCGAGGUUCUCCAGCCGAGGUUCUCCAGGACCUUCAGCCGAGGAUCUCAAGCCGAGGUUCCCCAGAACCUCCAGCCGAGGUUCUCAAGCCGAGGUUCUCCAGCCGAGGUUCUCCAGGACCUUCAGCCGAGGAUCUCAAGAACCUCCAGCCGAGGUUCCGUAGCCGAGGUUCUCCAGAACCUCCAGCCGAGGUUCCCAAGAACCUCCAGCCGAGGUUCCGUAGCCGAGGUUCUCCAGGACCUCCAGCCGAGGUUCCCAAGAACCUCCAGCCGAGGUUCCGUAGCCGAGGUUCUCCAGAACCUCCAGCCGAGGUUCCCAAGAACCUCCAGCCGAGGUUCCGUAGCCGAGGUUCUCCAGGACCUCCAGCCGAGGUUCCCCAGAACCUCCAGCCGAGGUUCUCAAGAACCUCCAGCCGAGGUUCUCCAGGACCUCCAGCCAAGGUUCCCAAGAACCUCCAGCCGAGGUUCUCCAGCCGAGAUUCCCCAGAACCUCCAGCCGAGGUUCUCAAGAACCUCCAGCCGAGGUCCCCCAGCCGAGGUUCCCCAGAACCUCCAGCCGAGGUUCCCCAGAACCUCCAGCCGAGGUCCCCCAGCCGAGGUUCCCCAGAGCCUCCAGCCGAGGUUCCCCAUCCGAGGCAGCUGGGUCCGGACCGCCUGAGUGAUGUGUGUUUGUGCGUCCCGGGAAGAUGGAUGAGAAGUCCGGCAGCAGCCACCACCACCGGCUCCUGUUCGUCCUGCUCAUGGUGCUGCUCUUCGGCGUCAUUAUGAUCCAGUACGUGUGCCCGAGCAGGUCCGAGUGCCAGAUGCUGCACCAGCUGGGCUCCUGGUUCAAGGACGGCGGUACAACCGGUUCCCGGAGCGGUGGCAGUGAGAUCCAGGACGGGCUCCAGAAGGACCCGUACAUCGCAGAAGAUGGAGCUCUGGUCCGCUUCGUCCCUCGUUUCAAUUUCACCAGAUCAGAUUUAAACCGUGUUGUGGACUUUAACAUUAAAGGAGAUGAUGUGAUAGUGUUCCUGCACAUUCAGAAGACGGGCGGCACCACGUUUGGGAGACACCUGGUGCGGAACAUUCAGCUGGAGAGGCCCUGCGAGUGUCACGCAGGUCAGAAGAAAUGUACCUGUUACCGGCCAGGUAAAAAAGAAACCUGGCUGUUCUCCCGGUUCUCCACCGGCUGGAGCUGCGGGCUUCAUGCGGACUGGACCGAGCUGAUCAGCUGCGUCCCGUCACGCAUGGACUCACGAGAGGCUCCCGAGAACCUGCCCAGGAACUAUUAUUAUAUAACCAUCUUAAGAGACCCAGUAUCACGCUUCCUGAGCGAGUGGCGUCAUGUGCAACGUGGGGCUACAUGGAGGGCCUCCUUACACGUGUGCGAUGGACGUUCACCAACGCUGUCUGAGCUGCCGAGCUGUUACUCAGGAGACGACUGGUCAGGUUGCUCCCUGCAGGAGUUCAUGGACUGUCCCUACAACCUGGCCAACAACCGGCAAACCCGCAUGCUGGCCGACCUCAGCCUGGUGGGUUGCUACAACGUCUCCACCAUGAGUGAGGAUGAGCGCUGGGCGUUGCUGCUGGAGAGCGCCAAACGCAACCUGCGCGGCAUGGCGUUCUUUGGGCUGACAGAGUACCAGCGUAAGACCCAGUAUCUGUUCGAGCGUACCUUCAACCUGGAGUUCAUCGCACCCUUCACACAGCUCAACGGCACACGCGCCUCCAGUGUCGAGGUCCCUGCCGAGACACAACACAGAAUCCUCCAGCUGAACCGAUGGGACGUAGAGCUGUACGAGUACGCCCGUGACCUUUUCCUGCAGCGUUUCCAGGUGGCGAGGCAGCAGGAGCGCAGGCAGGCCAGGGCAAGGCGGCAGCAGGAGAGGAGGCGGCUCCGUGGAAGGCUCACAACAAAGCAAGGGAGGCAGCUGAAGCCCACAGAAACCUCCCGUCAGCCUGCGAGCCACUCUGUAGUAGCUGAGGAGCAGCUGAGAGCGAAGGCCGGUGGAGACAGUGCAGAGUCAGACGUGCCACUCCCAGACUGGUGGGAUCUGGAUGAGAACGGCACCGUGGAGGAUUACACGGACAAUGUGGAGCAGUGGUAGUGACGGGAACAAGCAGUAGGGUGUCUUAAUACUAAGUGUGCCAAGUUCUGCCUUGUCUGUUUGUUAAUGAAUCAGUUAUUUUUAGUAUUUGCCUUCCACUAAAUGUUCCUUGUUUCUCACCAUGAACAAAUGACACACAUUUAUUUAUUGAUACUGAUUGUAUUUCUUUGCCACAACUGACGUUCAUAAUGAAUACAUUUCCUUGACAGAAAGACAGGCUGCAAUGCUUUUACCUUUCAGUGAUCACACAAGCCUUCUAGACUGGUCUCAAACACAUCUGAGCCCUUGUGAUGUAGCUUGGAAUGAGGGGGUGUUUAUGUUUUCUUUGUUAUAAAGAACAAUUUAAUACUUGUUGUUUCUAUAAAUAAUAUGCUACUGUUUGUGAUUUACAAUCUAUAUGUUUGCCAAAUUGCUGUCGUGUCUGAAAUGUGUACAUUUCAAAAUGUACUUUGUGUUUUUAUGUGUCUUUUAAGUAACAGAAAAGGAGAAUGGAAUUACCUCAUUGUGUAGCAUUAACUGCUAAUGUUGUAAAAUAACUGAAUGUGUCCCAAUUUUUUUUUUUUAUAUAUAAAAUGCUUUUACAUUCACUGAACUAUUGUUCUAUUCUUGCCAUACUUGGAUAUCUUCUUUCUGUGUCUGAUGUCCUUUUGUCUGAUCAUGUGCACAAAAGACGGCAAGCUUUUGUGUUGCACUUGCAAACCUCUGUAUCACCAGCAGAGAGCGCUGAAAUAAUUUUAAUGAAAUCAAAACUUCCUGGGUGGACAUACUGAGGUCGUAGUUGACAUCACAGUUUAUUCUUAAAUUUGGUUGGAUAGGAUUU